Messenger RNA from Balaenoptera musculus (blue whale), 3175 nucleotides. RefSeq names its product transient receptor potential cation channel subfamily V member 2 (gene TRPV2). The coding region runs from base 510 to 2906 and encodes 798 amino acids. The record is from RefSeq and is a predicted model, not a curated record. Gene Ontology annotation, biological process: calcium ion import across plasma membrane. The transcript has 15 exons. Gene Ontology annotation, molecular function: calcium channel activity; protein binding. Gene Ontology annotation, cellular component: membrane. NCBI's taxonomy places the organism in Eukaryota, Metazoa, Chordata, Mammalia, Artiodactyla, Balaenopteridae.
CUGCCCUGCGACGGGUAAACCAGUUCCCAGGCUGAGCCACAUGGCCGCUGGGGGGCAAGUGGUGGGGAAGGGGAGGGGGGGAUGUCCGUGUGCAGUGGGGCGAGUCCCCUCCCCGCCCCACGCGACACGCCAGCUCCCCCCGAGGCAGGGCCCCGCACCCAAGGGUUGCCUCUGACUGCCCCCCCGCAUCUGGGGGCCUCAGCGGCAGGCAGUGGGGUGGGGUCGGGUGGGAGGAGGGGCGUGUCUCCCCAGAGAGGGUGUGGCCCAUGGUCCGGAGGGUCAGUCUCCCGGCCAGCGGGUCCCGCCGAGGGAGAGCUGACCCCGCUGCGGCCAGGCGGGUGGGCUGAGCGUGCGGAACGCCGACGGACCCAGCCGGCUCGCGGGGCUCCCAGCCAGCCCGCGUCCCUCCGGGCCGCACUUCCUCGGCAGCCCCGCCGCCCGCCCGGACGCGCCGCGCGCAGCCUCCGCCGAGCCGAGGUUCCAGCCAGAAGGAGCAGCCGCGCCUUAGGAUGGCCUCGCCCUCCCGCCCUCCCGCUUUCAGGCUCGAGACGUCAGAUGGAGGCCAAGAAAGUGGUGCCCAGGUGGACAGAGGAAAACUGGGCGGUGGUGCCGGGCCGCCCCCCAUGGAGUCACCAUUCCAGGGCGAGGACCGGAACUUCUCGCCUCAGAUCAAAGUGAACCUCAGCUUCCGAAAGGGGGCAGGUGCCAGCCAGCCAGACCCAAACCGCUUCGACCGUGACCGGCUCUUCAGCGCGGUGGCCCGGGGGGUCCCCGAGGACCUGGUGGGGCUACCAGAGUACCUGCGCCGGACCAGCAAGUACCUCACGGACUCGGAGUACACAGAGGGCUCCACGGGGAAGACAUGCCUGAUGAAGGCCGUGCUGAACCUUCGGAACGGGACCAACGCCUGCAUUGAGCCGCUGCUGCAGAUUGACCGGGACUCCGGCAAUCCUCGGCCUCUGGUCAACGCCCAGUGCACAGAUGAGUACUACCAAGGCCACAGCGCCCUGCACAUCGCCAUUGAGAAGAGGAGCCUGCCGUGUGUGAAGCUCCUGGUGGAGAAUGGGGCUGACGUGCAUGCCCAGGCCUGUGGCCAGUUCUUCCAGAAGAAGAGGCAAGAGACCUGCUUCUACUUCGGCGAGAUGCCCCUCUCUCUGGCUGCGUGCACCAAGCAGUGGGACGUGGUGACCUAUCUCCUGGAGAACCCGCACCAGCCCGCCAGCCUGCAGGCCGCCGACUCGCUGGGCAACACGGCCCUGCACGCCUUGGUGAUGAUCGCAGACAACUCGGCCGAGAACACGGAGCUGGUGACCCACAUGUAUGAUAGGCUGCUCCAGGCGGGGGCCCGCCUCUGCCCCACGGUGCAGCUCGAGGACAUCCCCAACCUGCAGGGCCUCACGCCCCUGAAGCUGGCCGCCAAGGAGGGCAAAAUUGAGAUUUUCAGACACAUCCUGCAGCGGGAGUUCCUGGAGCCGAGCCAGUCCCUCUCCCGCAAGUUCACGGAGUGGUCCUACGGGCCCGUGCGGGUGUCGCUGUAUGACCUGGCCUCUGUGGACAGCUGCGAGGAGAACUCCGUGCUGGAGAUCAUCGCCUUCCAUUGCCAAAGCCCGCACCGGCACCGAAUGGUGGUUUUGGAGCCGCUGAACAAACUGCUGCAGGCGAAGUGGAAUCUGCUCAUCCCCAGGUUCCUGUUCAACUUCCUGUGUUACUUGACCUACGUGUCCAUCUUCACCGCUGUCACCUACCACCAGCCUCCCCUGGACAAGGACUUCCUCCCGCUGGAGGUGACCGCUGGGAACUCCGUGCUGCUGCUGGGCCACAUCCUGAUUCUGGUUGUGGGGGCCAACAUCCUCAUGGGCCAGCUGUGGUACUUCUGGAGGCGCCGUCUGUUCAUCUGGAUCUCGUUCAUGGACAGCUACUUUGAAAUCCUCUUCCUGGUCCAGGCGCUGCUCGCCGUGCUGUCCCAGGUGCUGUGCUUCCUGGCCAUCGAGUGGUACCUGCCCCUGCACGUGUGCUCGCUGGCGCUGGGCUGGGUGAACUUGCUGUACUACAUGCGCGGCUUGCAGCACACGGGCAUCUACAGUGUCAUGAUCCAGAAGGUCAUCCUGCGGGACCUGCUCCGCUUCCUCCUGGUCUACUUAGUCUUCCUUUUCGGCUUCGCUGUAGCACUGGUGAGCCUGAGCCGGGAGGCCCAGGACCCCGGGGCCCCCGCGGGCUCCAACAGCACGGAGGCGGCGGGCGAGGGGGACGAGGAGGGCAGCACGGCCCCGUACGAGGGCAUCCUGGACGCCGCCUUGGAGCUGUUCAAGUUCACCGUCGGCAUGGGCGAGCUGGCCUUCCAGGACCGGCUGCGCUUCCGCGGGGCGGUGCUGCUGCUGCUUCUGGCCUACGUGCUGCUCACCUACGUCCUGCUGCUCAACAUGCUCAUCGCGCUCAUGAACGAGACCGUCAGCAGCGUCGCCAGCGACAGCUGGAGCAUCUGGAAGCUGCAGAAAGCCAUCUCUGUCCUGGAGAUGGAGAACGGCUACUGGUGGUGCAGGAGGAAGAAGCAGCGGGCAGGUGUGAGACUGACAGUUGGCACCAGGCCGGACGGUCGCCCCGACGAGCGCUGGUGCUUCAGGGUAGAGGAGGUGAACUGGGCUGCGUGGGAGCAGACGCUGCCCACGGUGCGCGAGGAGCCCGCGGGGCCAGGCGGCCCUGGCCGUACCCGUGCCCCCGGGGUCAAGGCCCAAAGCCGCUGUCCAGCCCCCUCCCCGCACCUCCCUCCAUGUGCCGGCCGGUCCCUCCACAGUGCUCCUCGUCCCUUCCUUUCCUGGGCUCCUGUCUCUGUAAGUGCCCUGCCAUCCUCUGGGCGUCCCUGCCCCACCUUCCCCACCGCUGGCGGUGGGGUCUCCUCUCUCCUCUGAGCACCUGACGCUCCCCUCCCUCUGGCUCCUCAGCACAUCACCUCGGGUGUGCUGGCUUCUAACACAAAGGCCUGUCACCUGCAGGGACUUUCAGCUCCUGGGAGGAGGUCCCUGACUGGCACCUGGCAGGGGUUCAGGAGGUGCUUGCGGAAGCAGGGAGGCAGGAGAGGGAUUGCUGGGGACCCCGAGGCUGCUGUCCCCUGGCGUGAUGUGGUUUCAUGGCUGUGGCUUCCUCCUGUUUCCCUGGUGCCUGCGUCCUGGGGACACUC